Messenger RNA from Myripristis murdjan (pinecone soldierfish), 2987 nucleotides. RefSeq names its product putative zinc finger protein 833. Bases 386 to 1399 code for a protein of 337 amino acids. The record is from RefSeq and is a predicted model, not a curated record. Gene Ontology annotation, molecular function: DNA-binding transcription factor activity; RNA polymerase II cis-regulatory region sequence-specific DNA binding. The transcript has 3 exons. Gene Ontology annotation, biological process: regulation of transcription by RNA polymerase II. NCBI's taxonomy places the organism in Eukaryota, Metazoa, Chordata, Actinopteri, Holocentriformes, Holocentridae.
UCGUCUUCUCUCGCGAGAUGUGCGGUCGCCCCGCAGCAGCAGCAGCAGCAGCACACACUGCCGCAGAGCCGCUGAGCCAAAGGCCGCUUCCUCCUCCAGCUGUGCGGCUCCGCUUCGCUUCUGGAAGAAUCCCCGAGGUCCGGAGCUCGGAGUCCUCAGAGCGGCUCCGGCCAGCAGGUGUGUGCCGCCGCAGCGUCGCGUCUGCCCCGCAGGAGGAGAGGAGAAGCAGCGGGACUGAAGCAACAUGGCGGACGGACGGUGAACACAACAAAGCAGCUUCCUCCUCUCGGCUUCCCUCGGCUCUCUGGGCCGGGAGAGGAGACUCACCUGAGGACAGCUGACUGGCAGCUGUAUUGGACUUGGAGACGGAAGCGGAGGCGGCAAAAUGAGCUCGUCGCAAGAGGAAGACACAAGCGGACCUCAACCCUGUCAGCCACGUGACGAACCAUCUGAGGCACCAUCGCAGCAGAGUCACCAGAGGGCUCGGAAAGGAGAGAAACUAUACAGUUGUGACGAGUGUGGGAAGAGCUUCACACAACAAGGUUCAUUAAACGUACACAAGCGCAUCCACACUGGAGAGAAACCAUAUAGCUGUGACCAGUGUGGGAAGAGUUUCAGCUAUCCGACUUCGUACAGAGAACACCGGCGCAGCCACACUGGAGAGAGACCAUACAGCUGUAACCAGUGCGGGAAGACUUUCAACUACUCAAGCAACUACAGAGACCACAUCCGUAGCCACAGUCAAGAGAAACCAUACAGCUGUGAAGAGUGCGGGAAGAGUUUAAGUAACUUGAGCGACUACCGACGGCACCAGCGUAUCCACACAGGAGAGAAACCAUACUGCUGUGACCAGUGUGGGAAGAGUUUCAAUGACUUAAGCCACUACAGACGACACCAGCGGAUCCACACUGGGGUGAAACCAUACUGCUGUGACCAGUGUGGGAAGAGUUUCAGCAACUCCAGUCACUACAAAGAACACCAGCGUGUUCACACUGGAGAGAAACCAUACAGCUGUGAACAGUGCGGGAAGAGCUUCAGCAAAUCAAGUCAUUACAAACGCCACCAACGCAUCCACACGGGAGAGAAACCGUACUACUGCGACAAGUGCGGGAAGAGUUUCAGUUACUCCACGUACUACAGAGAACACCAGCGUAUCCACACCGGAGAGAAACCGUUCAGCUGCAAUUACUGCGGGAAGAGCUUCAGCAACUCAAGUCACUUCACAAAGCAUCAGCGUAUCCACACCGGAGAGAAACCGUACUGGUGUGACCUGUGUAAGAAGAACUUCCUGUGGUCGUCUCAGCUGAAGACCCACCGGUGCGUCCAAACUGCGCAGAGCUCCUCCCCCGUCCCCACGCCACGCUCCGUCCGAUCAAAAACACUCAAAUCCAAAUCUUGACUGGAAUAACAUGUUAAGCUUUAACCUUCAAUUUUUUAAAAACAAAAAUUAAAAUUUUGUGCUUCCUGGUACAAAAUGAUGUAAUGUUCAUUGUAUAUGGUACCUUUCUAUAUUUUUGGAUUUUAUGAUACGUUUGUUUUUAGGCAAAGCAUUGGGCUUCAAAAUUUGCUCAUGCCAUCAGAUAUCUAGGAAAGCUGCCAUCGCUCUCCAGUCAUUGUCAGUUUUGUACACCGUUGUGCUCAGUGGGGCUUCAGUGGCCUCUGAUUGAAUGUAGACAUUGUGACAUCAUUAUAUGGCUACAGUGCAUGUUCGACAAAUUUCUAUGCCUCCAUUAUUGAGAAAAGAAUGUAUUUUUGCAGCCUUACGACAACAUGCCCACCCCUGUGUGGAAAUCACUGCACUACCCAAAAUGAAUGUUGCCACCAAAAUCCACUGAAUAGAUUUUGAGAUAUUUCACUAUAAAUAUUGAAAAUAUUAAAAAUAUUGAUAGUUUAGCCUGCUGGUGGUGGAAAGGGCUGUGAUCACCAAAAUGGACAGACUUCAUGGUCUUGGGCAGUGGUUUCCAAUGGAUUAGUUUUCUGAUGAAAUUCAAAGGAAAUUUAAAAUGCAAGGCCUUUUCUGAUAACUAAGGAAAUGAAACAGCCUGAGCUGAAGGUGGACUGUUCCCCCUGCAUGAGCGAGUCGUGACAGGAUGUCUGGAGCCGACACUGGUUUCUUUUAAGAAUUCACUGGCCAGAAAGGCUGAGAACCACCAGCCGAGGCAUCAUGAACAUUGUUGCUGCAGUUCAUGGUGACGUCCAGCCAGUAGAUCAGGAGAUACGGCUCUCUGGACUGAACUGCUGACUGACCGAAGCCUGGACAGAUUAUACCACCAAAUAAAUGAGGGGUAGGGUUGGAGGAACCUCACCUGAUGUUUUGGACCAAUCACAGUUGGGGCUGCUUUGCUCAAACUUCUCUCAGCCACACACACACACACACACAUACACACAUUGCGGAAUCUGAAGUCCACGUGGUGCAUGACUGAAGCAGCAUGGCGGAUGGAGGCUGGACAGAAUGAGGCAGUUUCCUCCUCUCGGCUUCCCUCGUCUCUCUGCAGCGGGAGAGGAGCCUCUGUCUUCCUCUGAUGAAGAAGCAGCUUCAGGUAGGAGCUCAGCGACACACACACACACAUACACACACACACAUAUUAGUGGUUUGGCCUGUAGUUUUUGAGGUUCUGGCUGAACUGGGAGCAGUGGGAACAGUGUACUGUGGCUCGACCACACUCAGCAGAGUCUCAGGAGUCGCCUCUCAUAUCCGCCGCUGGAAAUGUCCCGGUCACUGCAGUGAUUUCUGUUGCCCUGUUUGAAUCAGUUCUUUCUGCGCUGACAGUUUGAAGCGUUUGUGUCGCUGCUUGUGUUGGUCUUGUUCGGCCCGUUGGCACAGCGGGGUGUCAUCAGCGUAAAUGAUUGUCAUGUCUUAAGUUUUCCUGCUGAUGGACCGUGGUCUUGUGUAGCAGAUGUGACGUACCGUUGUUUUUUAUCCACUGCUCAUCGCCUCGUAAUUUACAGGAAAGCAGAGAGGCAGAGCUGCUGCUUACUGGAGGAUC